Necator americanus (New World hookworm) is the source of this 771-nucleotide messenger RNA. RefSeq lists its product as uncharacterized. The transcript is spliced from 3 exons. Lineage: Eukaryota; Metazoa; Nematoda; Chromadorea; Rhabditida; Ancylostomatidae. Gene Ontology annotation, molecular function: structural constituent of cuticle. The coding region runs from base 1 to 771 and encodes 256 amino acids. The record is from RefSeq and is a predicted model, not a curated record.
AUGGAGUCUGAGUGGCAGCAUCGUUGCAAAGCUUACCGCUUUGUGGCCUACUCGGCCGUCGCCUUUUCGGUGGUCGCCAUUCUUGGAGCAGCUACCACUUUACCCAUGGUUUAUAAUUAUGUACAUCAUGUCCGGCGGACAAUGCAUAACGAACUUAACUUCUGCAGGACGUCUGCUCGCGAUAUCUGGUCUGAGGUAAAUGGCAUGAGACUGCCAGCUAAUCGUACCGCCCGUCAGGCUGGUUACGGAGGAGAUGAAGAAGUGAAGGGAACCGCCAACUACGCUAACAACGGUGGAAACGACUGCAGCGCUUGCUGUUCAGGAGGAGCCGCUGGACCAGCAGGAACUCCAGGAAACCCAGGACGACCAGGAAACCCAGGAGCUCCAGGAGCCCCUGGAAACCCAGGCCAACCACCAGUUCAGCCUUGCGACGAGUACACCACUCCUCCAUGCAGGCCUUGCCCACCUGGACCACCAGGACAGCCAGGAGCCCCCGGACAGCCAGGAGACGCCGGAAGCAACGGAAACCCAGGAGGACCAGGAUAUCCAGGAGGCCCAGGAGGACCGGGACCCAAGGGACCCCCAGGACCCGCCGGAAACCCAGGAUACCCCGGAGGACCUGGUCAGCCUGGCCAGCCUGCCUAUUCCCAACCACCUACCCCAGGAGCACCUGGACCUCAAGGACCACCUGGACCCCAAGGACCACCCGGAAGCGAUGGACAGCCAGGAUAUCCCGGAGGACCUGGAGCAACGCUCAAGGGACCACUUUGA